AUGGCCCAUCAUCCCAUUCCCACCGACCGCUACUCGGAAAUAGCAGCAAUCCGCCUCAGAACGCGUCCAGCUCUAACUCUCAGCAUCCCAACUUCAAACCACAUCCCAGAGGCUCCCCGAUCCCAAUACGACACGAUGAAAUCCUACCAACGUCUCGAAAAGGCCGGGACAAUCUCCAGUCUGGAAAGUCUGCAGAAGAACGUCCGUCCCUUGUUCGCCUAUCCGCGCAAAGAAUCCCAUACACCUCGCAAAUCAACUCCGCAGAAAUCCCUUCCAAGAGAAUCAGAAGACGAAGCAUACGCUCUCCUCUCCUCGGAAUUGGAAGAGACAUAUGCAACCUUCUCCUCUUCUUUGGAUUCAAUCUUCAAUAGCUCCCCACCACCACCAAACUUCCUUUCCUCACCCCCAACAUCCCUAGACUUCAGCAGUAGUCUCCCUUACCCUGCCACAACCAGCAGAAACAACAACAACAGCAACAACAACAACAACAACAACAACAACAAGAGGCAGAAAAACAAACCAGUCUGGGGAAGCACACCCCCUCAAAUCCCCCCUCCAACACCCAGAAACCACCCCCCUCGCAACAUCCCCUCUUCACGACCCAUCCGAAUCGAUCGACAAGAAUACACCCUCCAAGCAAAUCCUUCUCCCACCUGGCCCUAUAUCGUCCCGAAGCAAGAUUUCUGGACGAGCCCCCCUCGCUCUAAUCAACGCAAUCAUCGCAGUGGAGAAACCACCUCAUCAACACAUCCGCAAUCCUUACCCUACCGAGUUCCCCCAGCCAAAACAACUCCAACACCAUCAUCCCACGCAAAAUCUUCACCCCGCCAUCGUAGAAUUCCCGCAUCUCGAUCUCAAGAUUUCAGCUCUCGGCAUCGACAACGAAGGGGUUCUCGACGGAUAUCAUCUCCUUCCUCCUCCUCCUCCUCCUCCUCCUCCUCCUCUUCUUCUUCUUCUCCACCUUCUGCCGGUUCGAGAUGGAUGCGCUAUGUGACAGUUUUGGAAGAUAUUUCCGAGGAUGAGCAACUCGUGGUUAGGCGUCGGGCAGAGGAACCUGUUUCACUGUCAAAGCGUUCGCGAUUGGGAGAGAGGAUCAAAAAGGUGAUUGGGUGGGUUAUGAGGCAGAAAAGGACUUCUUGA
Molecule: messenger RNA, 1140 nt
Organism: Ramularia collo-cygni
Lineage: Eukaryota; Fungi; Ascomycota; Dothideomycetes; Mycosphaerellales; Mycosphaerellaceae
Exons: 1
Coding region: 1-1140 (379 amino acids)
Source: RefSeq, a predicted model, not a curated record